Messenger RNA from Linepithema humile (Argentine ant), 709 nucleotides. RefSeq lists its product as uncharacterized. The record is from RefSeq and is a predicted model, not a curated record. Lineage: Eukaryota; Metazoa; Arthropoda; Insecta; Hymenoptera; Formicidae.
AUGAAAUGGAGAAUUUUCACGAUAUAUUGUACUGGCAAGUGAAUGCAGCCGGAGACGUUAUGUCUACAACGCAACAAAUUGAUCAGACAAAUAUCAUUUGUGGAUUAAAAGCUGCAGUGACUGCGUUGGAAUGUCAUCACGAUGCGCAAAGACUGAAAGAACAGAAAAAAAAGAUCAAAUGUAAGGCAAAGCCGGCUUAUAUAUACACACAUAUAAUAGUGCCUGACAAAAGUUGUGCUGAAAAGAAGAAAUUACGAAGUAAGCCAUCAGAUACGUGUACUACUGCCUUAAAGGACGCCCCUCGUCAUUUAACGGAAAUUCAAAGUAAAGAUAAAAAACGGAUUGAUAAAUGUGAGAAAACGUCUCGUCGCUUGAUCUUCCCAGAAAUGCGAGCAGGCAUUUUACAUACUAGAUGUUACUGCUUACACAGAAACGGCCUCCAAGAUGAUUGUCCAUUGUCGCAAUGUCAAGGGCGAUUAGAAUGUUUAAUUAAGCCAUGGCCCAUUUGCCCGCCGGCAAAAUUCAUAAGACAACGUUAUCCAGAGUUAUUUCCAAAAACAUCUAAUAUAAAUUGUGUUAUAUGACACUUGUGUUAUACCAAGUGUCUAAUAAAAAAAAAAAAAGAAAAAAUGAAAAAGUAUAAAUCUAUGACUUCUCAAACAUAUCUUCUGUAAUUAUUUUCAUGAAUAAAGAUGGUCUUUUUGCAAUU